This is a messenger RNA of Tachyglossus aculeatus (Australian echidna), 491 nucleotides long. RefSeq lists its product as uncharacterized. The annotation marks the transcript as partial. The record is from RefSeq and is a predicted model, not a curated record. NCBI's taxonomy places the organism in Eukaryota, Metazoa, Chordata, Mammalia, Monotremata, Tachyglossidae. The transcript is spliced from 3 exons.
UCAGCAGAGUUCCAGGCUAAUGUGUGUUCCUCCUUUGUAAGAGCCAGGCUUUUGCUCCAACUCAUCAAACCUCAGCAGAUCUCCUUUGCCUUGGAAAAGAACUUAAAAGCUCAGAAAGAAAUUGAAGAUGGAGUGAAAGCCUUUGGCUUUGAGGAAGAAACUUUACUUUUGAUCUCUGAGAUUAUGGGAGAGGAUAUCGUUCCAGAUAAAGUCAAAGAUGAAGGUCACACUGAAGCGAAUGUGUCGGCUCUGCGGCUCUGGAUGCCUUAGUCAUUGCAUCUGUAAAAUAAUUUGAAGACAGGUGGUUCAGAAAGAUCGAAGAGCGUACCAGGGCUUUUGAAAAUUGGGGCCGCUAGUAGGUAGGCAUUUCAACCUAGCACCAAUUUUAAAAAUUCUGGCUUCUGUUUGGCUUUUGUGGGGGUAUUUAUUUCAGGCAGAAAUUGUGGCUAAUAAGAGAUGUACUGAAUUAAAUUGGUUCUUUGUGACGUCUA